Molecule: messenger RNA, 855 nt
Organism: Lachancea fermentati
Lineage: Eukaryota; Fungi; Ascomycota; Saccharomycetes; Saccharomycetales; Saccharomycetaceae
Source: the annotation of a GenBank genome assembly
AUGUCCAGGAUUGCAGACUCUAUUGCGAGGAUUGCGCUUCCCAUUGGUGUGGCGUUUUCUGCGUUGCAGUAUUCCAUGUACGACGUGAAGGGAGGAAGCCGCGCGGUGAUCUUUGACCGUUUGAGCGGUGUGCAACAGCAAGUGGUGGGCGAAGGUACGCAUUUCUUAGUACCUUGGUUGCAGAAGGCUGUGGUGUACGAUGUGCGGACCAAGCCUAAGAACAUUGCUACCAACACGGGGACAAAGGACCUCCAAAUGGUGUCGCUAACGCUGCGUGUGUUACAUCGGCCGGAUGUGCUUCGGCUGCCUCACAUUUACCAGAAUCUGGGGUUGGACUACGACGAAAGAGUGCUGCCCUCGAUUGGUAACGAGGUGCUGAAAGCGAUCGUGGCGCAAUUCGACGCGGCCGAGCUGAUCACGCAGCGUGAGACGGUGUCGCAGCGGAUCCGGCAGGAAUUGUCGCGUCGUGCGGCCGAGUUCGACAUCCGUCUAGAAGACGUGUCGAUCACGCACAUGACGUUUGGGCGCGAGUUCACCAAGGCUGUGGAGCAGAAGCAGAUUGCGCAGCAGGACGCGGAGCGUGCGCGUUUCUUGGUCGAGAAGGCCGAGCAGGAGCGUCAAGCUGCUGUGAUUCGCGCAGAAGGUGAGGCCGAAGCUGCAGACUACAUUUCCAAGGCGCUGGCCAAGGCGGGUGACGGGUUGUUGCUCAUUCGUCGGAUCGAGGCGUCCAAAGACAUUGCGCGCACGCUGGCCAACUCUGCGAACGUAACGUACCUACCGGGCCACGGCGCGGGCGGCGCGGGUGCGGAGUCGCAGGGGUCUCCAAACUCGUUGUUGCUGAACUUGGGCCGUUAA